ACGCCUCUGCCCGUAACAUUCGCUCAUUUGUUGUCCGUGUUUGAAAGAGUGUGUGAUAACAGUGGGCAUGACCUCUUCUGCCAGGAGCUAUAAGAGUGUGUGAGGUUAAAGGAGUGUGGACAGUCGCUCAGCGUGCAGCAUCAUGGAUCCGCUCUCCGCCUGCCUGCUCCUGCUCACCUGCCUGGCAGGUUUUUCUGCCAGUGAAACUGAGGAGGGUGGAGCUGUCGGGGAAAGCUCCUACGGGCCGUCCUCGGUGCAGAUCGUGGGGGUGAGUAUUGUGACAGUGGGAAUCCCGUAUGGUUUCCAGUGCACAGCUGUUUGCUACCCAGACUGCAAGUACACCUGGACCCGGGGUAGUGUGACCUCUCAGGGGCCCGAGCUAAGCCUGCAGCUGCUGCAUGUAGUCCCAACACAGACCCUGUCCUGCACUGUGUUCAACUCUGCAACAGGGAAGUCAUCCACUGUCCAAAAGACCCUGCAGGUGACAGCGGGACCAUCAAACAUACAGAUCAGCGGUCCAACCUAUCUGACCUAUGGAGCGGAGUCCAUCUUCAUCUGCUCAGCCAGCUGCUACCCAUCUUGCAGCUACUCCUGGACCGUAUCCUGGAAAGGGCAGACGCUCAGCAAGGCAAAUACUGGCAACAUCUCUGUCACUCCAUACAGCAGCACUGUGCUCGAAGAGAACCUGUUGUGUGAGGCCAUCGAUCCCAUCUCACAUCUCUACAUUACUAGCUCUUUGCUGCUGCCCGUCGCAAGCAUAUCUGACAUCAGCAUUGUUGGUGACAGCACAGUGACAAUGGGGAAACAGUACACAUUCACAUGCUAUGCUGCAUGCUAUCCGUCCUGCAACAUUGUAUGGAAGUACAUGGGAAAGUCUUACGAAGGCAACCAAGUCCAGAUACCCAUCUUACAUCAGGGGGACAAGAAAAAGUUUGCCUGUCACCUGCAGAUCACCUUUAAUGACUACACCAAAAUCGAGCCUCUGACCUGUGAGGCUAUGAACACUGUGUCUCACAGCAUUAGCACCUCCGUUAUGAACCUCACUGUCAUCGACCCCAUCUCAGUGCACGCCUCCUCUAAGGGCCUGCCAGUGGGAGAAAAGCCCUUCUCUCUGCAGUGUGUGGGCCCUCAGAACCCCGCCUCCAUCACAUGGCUUUGGAACAAACUCCCAAUGCCAGCAUCUGAAAGAGUGCACUUCUCCUCUGACAACAGCACGAUGACGUUCAAUCCUCUCGUGCACACUGAUGAUGGCUUAUACCAAUGUGUGGUGGCAGAAGGGGGUCCCCCCAUUCAGUCUGUUGGCUACCAGAUGCAAGUAAACUAUGGCCCAUAUGGAGUGGGGAUCAGCGGGGGGGACCUACUGACUGUAGGAAUGCUGUAUCAUUUCAAUUGCUCUGUCGCCUGCUACCCAACCUGCCUGCUGACCUGGACCUGGGGUAAUGUCACCUCCCAUGGCCCCGAGUUCAGUCUGCAGAUCGAGAAGCUGAUACCACCACAACUGCUUACCUGCACAGCAGUCAACCCAGUGACGGGCGUAGAACUCUCCGGAGAAAAGAAAAUGCAAGUCAUAGCUGGACCAACAAACAUACACAUCAGCGGUCCAGGCUUCCUGACUGCAGGAAUUGUGUCCAACUUCACCUGCUCUGCCGACUGCUACUCCUCGUGCAGCUACUCCUGGACCGUCACUGAUGAUGGUCUGGUGUUAAGUAAUGCCCAAGGAAACACAAUUUCUGUCACCCCAUCCACAUCUGGUAUUCAUUUCGUUGAGAAUCUGACCUGUACGGCUCAGGAUACCGCCUCACAUGUCUACAUCAGUAAGGCUCUGUUGCUGGCCGUGGCAAGCCUUUCUGACAUCAGCAUUGUUGGGAACACCACAGUGACGAUGGGAGAACAAUACAUGUUCACAUGCUCUGCUGCAUGCUACCCUUCCUGCGAAAUUAUAUGGAAGUACAUGGGGGAGACAUUCCAAGGGGACCAUAUUGAGAUACCCAUUUUGAAAUCGGCUGAAAAUAAAAAGUUUGCCAAGAGCUUGGGGAUCACCUUUAGUGACUACUUUAAAUUUGAGCCUCUGACCUGUGAGGCUACAAACCUAUUAUCUAACGCCACAAUCAGCACCACUGUGAACCUCACUGUCAUUGACCCCUUCUCAGUGCGUCCUGCCACGCAGGCCCUGCCGGUUGCAGGAGAGUCUUUCUCUCUGCAGUGUGUUGGCCCUCAGGAGCCAGCCACCAUUACAUGGCUCAAAAACAAACACAAGAUGCCAGCCUCUGAAAGAGUGCGCCUCUCCCCUGACAACACCACCAUCACCUUCAGUCUCCUCUUCCGAGCGGACGGAGGACUGUACCAAUGUGUGGUGGGAGAGGAGGGCCCCCCCAUCUUAUCUGUGGGCUACCUGAUGCAAGUUAACUACGGGCCGGAUCAAGUAUCUAUAUAUAAACCUGGUGGAGGGCCGGUGGGGGCAGUUAUGUACGCUCAGCCUGGAUCCACCACAGAGCUGCAAUGUGUGGCUACCUGCUUCCCCGUCUGCUCCAUCAGCUGGUUCUACGGUGGUUCGCUCCUGGCUACAAAAACCUCCAUAUCCUUUACACCUGCAGCACCUCCAUACACGACCCCCCUCACCUGUGUGGCCUUGAAUCCUGCCACAAAACAGAACCUGACAGCUGAGACCACUGUGGUGGUGCCCGAUGGACCAAAGAACGUGGUCAUCAAAGGGCCCGCUUCUCUUGAGAUCGGGGUCACGGCCAGCUUGACGUGCUCAGCUGAGUGCACUCCUUCCUGCAGCUUCCAGUGGACGGUGUACGGAAAGACUAUGACGGGGAGCGUGAUAGACAUCACCCUGAACCGCUACAUCUCUGAAGAGUCCGUCAGCUGCCAGGCUCAGAACACCUACACCGGGCAGAUGGCUACUACCAACGAGACGCUCAGUGUGUCAGAUCCUCAAUGGUGUGGAUGCUGAGACCCUGAGGAACCCCCUCCCACCACAGCACCCCCCCUGCCCCCUCCUGAAUACUCUGUGCAGUGGAUCACAAAGUAGAGUUGGUAAUCUUCUUAUUAGGGACACUAAACGUAUGCGAGUGGCAGUAUUUGCUCAGGCGCUGCGUACUGACGGUGAUGGACUGGCGCCUUGAACAGGGUGUACUCUGGAGUUAGGACAAUGCAUGCUGGGAAAGGUUCCAACCUCUUUGUGACCCUGAACAAGAAUAAACAAGUAGAGAGAAAGGAUUGUGUUUGACUCGUAGAGUUGUUGGGUUUUUAAUUACACAGCUAAUCUCAUUUCACUGUAUAUAUACACACACCCAUUUGUCUUGCCAAACAAUAUGUAUAUCUUGCUGAAUAAACAAUGAGCUUCUGUACCUGC
Eleginops maclovinus (Patagonian blennie) is the source of this 3358-nucleotide messenger RNA. Its product is annotated as hemicentin-1-like. The coding region runs from base 143 to 2956 and encodes 937 amino acids. The record is from RefSeq and is a predicted model, not a curated record. The transcript has 13 exons. NCBI's taxonomy places the organism in Eukaryota, Metazoa, Chordata, Actinopteri, Perciformes, Eleginopidae.